This is a messenger RNA of Theileria orientalis strain Shintoku, 2538 nucleotides long. RefSeq lists its product as uncharacterized. Bases 1 to 2538 code for a protein of 845 amino acids. The transcript is spliced from 8 exons. Gene Ontology annotation, molecular function: mismatched DNA binding; ATP-dependent DNA damage sensor activity; ATP hydrolysis activity. The record is from RefSeq and is a predicted model, not a curated record. Lineage: Eukaryota; Apicomplexa; Aconoidasida; Piroplasmida; Theileriidae. Gene Ontology annotation, biological process: mismatch repair. Gene Ontology annotation, cellular component: MutLalpha complex.
AUGGUAGGCGCCGGUGUUAUUCGUCCGUUGCCUCCAGAGGUAGUAAAGAGAAUCGCAGCAGGAGAAAUCAUAGUCCGGCCAAGUUCAGCAAUAAAGGAGCUCAUUGAAAAUAGCAUAGAUGCGGGAGCAACGGAAAUUAGAAUUAACAUGAGCUCAAACCCACUCGACUUUUGCGAAAUAAUAGACAACGGAUGCGGAGUGAGUGAGAAGGACCUGCUGAUCAUAUGUAAGCGUUACACGACAUCUAAGACCAGAGACAGCAUAGAGGGAGUGAAGAGCCUGGGAUUCAGAGGAGAGGCGCUGUCGUCACUGUCGCAAAGCGCACACGUUACCAUAUCCUCGAGGACGGAAGAAGAGCCUAGGAGAACAGUGUUAAGGUACUCAGAGUGUGAGCCGCUGGUAGAUGAAAUCGCCUACGAGGACGGGCCGAGAGGGUUCCACCUGAAGUACGAAGGCCUGUUCUACAACUACGAAACGAGGCACAAAAGCCUGCUGUCAAACGCAAACUUUGAAUUCAACUCGUGCCUGCAGCUCGUGCAAAAGUAUUCCAUAAAUUUCCCGAAAAUUAAGUUCGUUUUCAACAAAAUUAACUCGAACGUAAUGCAGUUCAGCAGCUCAAGCUCAUCUCACCAGAGUACAAACACAGAGUCGACGCAGGCGGAGGUAAACCCGAAGAGAGCGACCGUAAGCACCAGUCUAGUUAGUGGGUCUAGUGAAGUGAAGGAGGAGGGUGAGGAAAGAGGAUCAACAGAGCAUAAAAUGGACCACGACCACUACUUCUUCUCAAGAAUAUACGACAGUGCAACCAGACUCGAGGAUGACCCGUUGGUAGAAGAGUACGCGUCAAACGUGCAGAGAAACAGCAUGAAAAGCCUGGAGCUUAUCAGAGAGAGCGUAAAGAACAUAUACGGGUUGAACGUCAGUAGGAUUUUGCACGAAAUAGUGUGCAACAACUUCGAAGAAACGUUCUUCAACUGCAAAGGACUUAUAUCGCACCCAAACCAAAUGUCGAAAGUGGACUUGUUCAUACUAUACAUAAACAACAGACUGAUAGAUUUGCCACAGCUUAAGAAUUUGGUGUAUAACACAUACAAUGAAAUCAGUAACAAUAAAUACAGAAGAUUUAUAUACUUAUCGAUUUUUGUACCAUAUAGUAAAAUAGACGCGAACAUACACCCAUCGAAGAGGAAGAUAACGAUCGAAGGACAGACUGAGAUAGAGAAGCUGACUGAGAUGAUGAAGGUGGCAAACCCAGUAGCGACGUAUUCAAACACGAAUAAGUUGGUGACGGAAUACCAUUUUAACAAAGAGAGUCUCAGCAAUAAAUUUAAAUCGAGAGUUAGCGCAAAGCAGACGAACAUAUCGCAUUACGUUACGCCUCUAUUUUCAGGAACAUCAGGGACGACCAUGGAAAUAGAGUCGUAUAAAAGGGGAUCAGAAAGUGACGAGGUAGGAGGAGUGGGAAGAGUAGUAGCAGAAUCGAGGGAAGGAGAGACAUAUGGACGACAAAGUGACUACCUAACGGCAAGUUGCACUGUAACCAGUUCCAUAACUGGAAAGAAGCAGAGGACAGGCGAUGUUGAUGCUAAUACUUAUCAAGAGAAUCAAGGUAGCACUGGCACAGUCACCGGAGAGUGCAGAGAAGCCAGUUUGGGGAGCACAGCUGCUCAGGAGGCAGAGGAGAAUGAAACGACGGCGUAUGCCGAUGAGGCCACGCUAAGAGAAGGGUCGCUGCCAAAAGAAAGAGCAGGAUCAGUCUACGACGAGGAUGAAGCGGCAAGGGAUAAGAACAUGAUAGAAGAGUACAACUUCAACGUCAUGAAGAUAAAGUACAUGAACAAGAUAAACAACUUCUCCUACAGUAAAGUAAGAAACAGGAGCACGCUGGGAAAACUAUACAAGGCAAAGGAGGUCAAGGAGCUGAUAGACAAGAUGAUUGAAGGCAGGGACGAGGAGCUGACGAGCGUGGUGCUGAACUCGUCGUACGUCGGCAUGGUCGACAAGACGCACAUACUGGUGCAUCACAAGAAGGACCUGAUGAUGCUUAACAUAUUUGCAAUAUCCAAAGAAUGCUGCUUCCAAAGCAUCAUCUGGAGGCUGAAUAAUCUGCCGUCGUUUAAACUUAGCAUUGACGUUCCGCUGGUAAAGCUGCUGUCGCACUCGCUAAAAAAGUACAACGCCAAGCUCGAGGUUCACAAAUUGAUUAAGUUCGACUACAUUAAGGUACUGAAUGUGCUCUUUGGAUUCUGCAUCAAGGAGCUGGUGAUAUAUAAGGUACCGGACGUCCUCAACGGGUACUUUCCUGGCGCCGAGUACCUUUCAGAUCUGUUCUACAGCAUAUUUACCAUCGAGUGCACCUCCCUGGGCGAGCUGGUCGUUAAAAUCGCAAAAUCAAUAGCGUACCACUACUUGCAGCCGCCUCUAAAUAUUAAUCCAGAGAAUGACAUCGACUCUGAUUAUGAGAAUUUUGCCUCUAGAGUCUUAUUUUCCUCUUGCCAAAGAUUCAAUGAUUUGUUGAUCCCCAAGGAGUCAGUUUAA